UCCGGGAGGGUGGAGAGUUAUUGGUUACUGGCCAAAUUUUCGUUGUUGGCCAUUUUGCUUAGAUCGUCGUCAACGUCGUCGUCGCGUAACGAUAUCGUUCGCGUUUUAAUCUUUCGAUCAGUGCUCGAGUCGUUCUAUUUAGAGCGCUCGUCACCUGUACGUUAUAGCUUAUGAUAAAUAGCUCAGUCUCAAGCACCUCCCAGAGCUCUCCGACUCGCGCAAUGGCGGAGGAUUUGGAUGUCGAAGCGAUGCUGGAGGCACCAUAUAAGAAGGGGGAGCAGGACUCCUCCUCCAAAGACAAGUCCUCCAAGGAGAAUGGGUCUAGUCGCAAAUCGUCAGGGAAAAGCAAACAUCGUUCGCGUUCUCGUUCACGAUCUCGAGAUCGAGAUCGCGAUCGUCGGGAAAGGGACAGAGAUCGGCGGGAGCGUGACAGAGACAACAGGAACCGGGAUCGCGACCGUCGACGCAGAUCGCGAGACAGGCGGGACCGCGACAGGGAUUGUGACAACGAUAAGGACAGGGAUAGGCGAGACAGAGACAGAGACAGGGAUAGGGAUAGGGAUAGGGAUAGGGAUAGAAGAAGAAAGAGAUCACUAACGCCGCUCACCCUUCCCAGAGCCCGACCGCCGUUCGGCAAAGGUCACAGUCCUCUUGGAAUAAAUGAUGAAUUGACGCCAGAGGAGCGAGAUGCCCGGACUGUUUUUUGUAUGCAACUAAGUCAGCGAAUACGUGCACGUGAUUUGGAAGAAUUCUUCUCGAGUGUCGGAAAAGUGCAGGAUGUUAGAUUAAUUACAUGCAAUAAAACUCGAAGAUUUAAGGGCAUUGCUUAUGUCGAAUUCAAAGAUCCAGAAAGUGUGACACUCGCUCUUGGUCUAUCAGGUCAGAAGCUCUUAGGAGUACCUAUUGUAGUACAGCAUACACAAGCUGAGAAGAAUCGCAUGGGCAACUCGAUGCCAAACCUAAUGCCUAAAGGACAAACAGGACCCAUGCGAUUGUAUGUAGGAUCUUUGCACUUUAAUAUCACAGAAGAUAUGCUUCGCGGAAUUUUCGAGCCGUUCGGAAAAAUUGAUAACAUACAGUUAAUUAUGGACCCUGAGACUGGACGCAGCAAAGGUUAUGGUUUCCUCACGUUCAGAAAUGCAGAUGAUGCGAAAAAAGCUUUAGAGCAACUGAAUGGAUUCGAGCUUGCUGGUAGACCUAUGAAAGUUGGCAAUGUAACAGAACGAACUGAUCUGAUUCAGGGACCUUCUCUUCUCGAUACAGAUGAGUUAGAUCGUAGUGGUAUUGAUCUCGGUGCAACUGGAAGGUACAUGAAAUUACAGCUGAUGUUCAAGUUGGCGGAAGGUACCGGCCUGGAAAUUCCUCCUGCUGCAGCAAACGCUUUAAAUAUGGCUCCAGUCAUGACACAGCCACAGCCGCCACCUCAAGCAGCGCCUCCAAUCGCGACACAGUGCUUUAUGUUAUCGAACAUGUUCGAUCCACAAAAUGAGACAAAUCCUAAUUGGGCAAAGGAAAUCCGCGACGAUGUAAUCGAGGAAUGCAACAAGCACGGCGGCGUGCUGCACGUGUACGUGGACCAAGCAUCACCACAGGGCAAUGUUUAUGUGAAGUGUCCGUCGAUUGCAACCGCUGUGGCAGCGGUAAAUUCGCUACAUGGUCGAUGGUUUGCCGGUCGUGUCAUAACCGCCGCCUACGUGCCGGUAGUGAAUUAUCACUCUCUGUUCCCGGACGCGAUGACCGCGUUGCAACUAUUGGUACCGAGCGCGCCACGAAGAGGAAUGUGAUAAUCUUAAAACGAACAAGCGAGCAACAAUCGUCGUCCACUGAUGUUUAAAUCUUUGCGUAGUAUUGCGUUCUAUUUUCUAUCACAUACACAUACACCUCACUAUCAUCUCUAUUGCAUAAGAACACAUUUUUUUUAUUAACAAAAUGGAAAAAAGAAGUAUCAGUCUAAAUUUCCAUGAGAAGUACCGAGUCAAUAUUUCCAUGAUGCAGAAUAGUUGUCACAAUGGCAUAAAUUCACAGCAUAUCGUAAAUGCAAUAAAUUCGAAUUGUCCCAUUUCACAGCAUCAUGCAUCGUUUGCAUGAGUUUUUAAUCGAAAUGUAAUCAAAAUUUGUGAUAGUUGGAAAAAUAUACGAGGUUUUUUGUUUAACAUUUUGAAUCUGGCUGUUUCAAAUAUACAUCAAUUUGGAAGAGGAGGGGAUGGACUACAAAAUAAAUAAUUUUUGUCAUAUUAUAUAUAUAUAUAAUUAUAAUUUUCUUCUGUUCCAUAACAUAAUGUGAAGCAGAUAUUAAGUAUCUUGAAUUUUUUUUUGGCGAUAUAAUAAAUAAUAUAUUGCAACAUGUGUGAAAUAUUUUUAGUUAUAUAUUUAUAUCAAGAUUAUAAAAAGAAUUCAUAUUAUGGGAAGGGGGUGUAUAUAUAUAUACAAUUUCUAAAAUGGUUCUUCUCUACCUCGUAUAAAAAUACAUAUAAACAUGUCCCACUCAUAAAAUAAUGUUUAAAAAAUGAGGGCAUAAAAAAAGAUUUAUGGCAGAUUCAAAAUGUUAACAGUUAUUAUAAAAUAUAUGUAGUUUUGUUUUUGCACGAAGAUAGUCAAUAAUUUGUUUCUUUCAAAAUUACAAAAUAAAUAUUUAUUGACAUGACGCAAAGUUUCGUUCCACACAUCGACAUAUUAUGUUUUGCGUUCAAUGUAGCAUAAUAUGUUUUUGAAUUUGUUUUCGAGUCAAUAUUUAAUCGAUCAUUUAUAACGAUCAUAUUGGAUGAGAAAAACUUAAUCCUCUCAUUCCUAAUUUAUUGCUAAUACUAAAUUUGUAUCUAAAGAAUGAAACACUCUAAAUAUUAAAGUAAUAAAAGAACAUGUCAGUUGCAUUGCCUAAUUAAUUUCAAUUCCUUGCUUUUUAGUUUAUACCCUCCCUAGAUUACUGUGACUGCAAUUUAAGUAAAAAAAACUCAUUUAAUUAGAUUUAUUUUAUCUUCAACUUUGAAAUUAAAAUAAAAUUUAUUAGUAUAUAGAGAUUAUUGUCAUAUAUAUUUAUAUUGGGGAUGAAAGGAUUAAGAUAUGUUUAUAAUGGUUAUAACAGAAUGGUUUAUACUAACGAGAAUUAUGUUAAGUACACGUUUUUGUUAUAUUUAUAUGGAAAUUGAAGAACAAAGAUGUAUGGUGAUGAAUUUACACAUAUUAGAAAUCUUUCACUCGGCUAAUUACACUGAUUCACGAUAAGAUUUUCUUUACUUUCAUUAGCGUAAUUUAUGCGAUUUUGCAAUAAAUUACCAUUUUAAUAAAAAGCUAUUGUGAUCAGAAAUAAAAUACAUAAUAUAUACCAUAUAAAAUCUUUCUAUGAGCAGUAAAAUGCAAUUAUAAAGUUUUUAGUUAAUAUGUAGAGUCACUUAUGUACGCAGUUAUAACAAAAAUAAUACACUAAGUAAUCUCGAGUUUUUGGAGUCGCAAAUAAAUUUUCUUAUUGCUGAAAUGCUCUUGUAUUAAAAAAGAAUGAAGAGUUAAUAAAAUUAUUGUGCGUAUGGUAGACUCGAAAUAAUUGGUUAAAACGAAAUAAAUUGUAAGGAUUUGUAAAGGUUUUGCAUAAAACAUUCUUGUUUGUGUUCGUAUAUUUGUACAUGCUGCAAGAUUUCGCAUAAACAACUACGUUAAACCGGAAACUAAAACUAGAAAUUUUUUUUUUAGUUAGAAUAAUUUAUUUUUUUAGAUUUUUGUUCUUUUGAUUAAAUAAUGAGAAGAUUCUCUUAGAUCUCAAAAUCUCACAGUUUGUGGAAUAUAAUAUAAUUCAAUCAUAUAGUAUUCAUGAAAAAGCAGCAUAAUUUUUUCCAUUCUUUUCUAAAAUAUAUCUCAGAAAGGGAUCUAUUUAUACAUCAAACAUUCUAUAAGUAGUUUCGGAUUCAGAUAGUUAUAAAUUAUGGAAAAUUUCUAAUCGUUACAUGUAGACUUUCCAAAGUGUCGAUUGCGAAACGCAAAAAAAUUCAAUUUUUUGCUCUUACAGAAUAAAAGAUUCACUGAAAAUAUUUUGCGUAUUGAUGUAAGAAGUUUGUAGUUUAACAAAGUUCAAGAUUCUUACCUGUAGAUCUCUAUGAUCGAGGAAGAAACAAUUAAUUUGUAUAUAAGUUUUUGUAAAUUAUAAUUCUAAGUAGUGCUGUAGACACAUAAGUAAUGUUACUUUACUGUAUCUUCGUAUUAACGAAAUAUAAAUGUAUACUUUGAUGACUA
Messenger RNA from Formica exsecta, 4221 nucleotides. It is a transcript of the gene Caper, whose product is annotated as RNA-binding protein 39. Gene Ontology annotation, biological process: mRNA processing. Gene Ontology annotation, molecular function: RNA binding. The coding region runs from base 171 to 1784 and encodes 537 amino acids. The record is from RefSeq and is a predicted model, not a curated record. Lineage: Eukaryota; Metazoa; Arthropoda; Insecta; Hymenoptera; Formicidae. Gene Ontology annotation, cellular component: nucleus. The transcript is spliced from 9 exons.